Saprolegnia parasitica CBS 223.65 is the source of this 1057-nucleotide messenger RNA. RefSeq lists its product as hypothetical. Gene Ontology annotation, molecular function: hydrolase activity. The coding region runs from base 20 to 1000 and encodes 326 amino acids. NCBI's taxonomy places the organism in Eukaryota, Oomycota, Saprolegniomycetes, Saprolegniales, Saprolegniaceae. The record is from RefSeq and is a predicted model, not a curated record. The transcript is spliced from 4 exons.
CCUCGGCCACGUUGCAGCCAUGACAUCCCCUUACGACCCCAGCUACAAGCACAAGUACGUCAACCUCAAGAACGGUGUCCGCCUCCACUACGUCGACGUGGGUCCCCGGGAUGGCAUUCCAAUGCUCCUGCUGCACGGCUGGCCCGAUCUCUGGUGGGGCUGGCGGCAUCAAAUCCAGCACUUCCGAGCCAAGUACCGCCUCAUUGUGCCGGACCAGCCCGGCUUUGGCGCCACGACAUCGCCCGACGACUUCACCAAGUACACGCGCAAGACCGUCGCUGCAGGCUACGCCGACCUUCUCGAUAUCCUUGAGAUUGAAAAGGCGAUCGUGAUCGGCCACGAUUGGGGUGGCAUGACAGCGUGGUGCAUGGCGCUCUUCGAGCCAUCGCGCGUGCUAGCUGUGGGCUCGAUCUGCACGCCGUUCUGGGACGUCGUGCCCCAAGGAUUGACCCUCGAGGACUUUGUCGCGAUCUUUCCGUCGCUGACGUACCAGCUGUACCUGGUGCAGGACGGCACGGCUGCGGCGUUCGAGGCGAAUCCGCACAAGUUCUUCCAGCUCGUGUACGGCUGCAAGCAGUUGCGUCGCCCGGCGUCGGCCACAAACGUGCGCAGCGCGAUGGAGGCGCUCGCCGAGUUUGAGUUUGAUCCGGAGACGCCGCGCACCAACUUUUCAAAGACCGACUUGCAGUUUAUGGUCGACGAGUACAUGCGCCAAGGCUUUCAGCACGGCUUGAACUGGUACAAGACGUGCGAGCUCGACAACCAAGACAAGAUGCACGUCGACGUGGUCGUGCCACACGAAGCACUCUUUGUGAGCGCGGGCCGCGACCAAGCACUCUUGCCGUCCAUGAGCAAGGGCAUGGAAACGCUCGUCCCCAACCUCGUGCGCGGCCACGUCGAAGAGGCGUCGCACUGGAUUCUGUGGGAAACCCCCGAGAAGGUCAACGCCAUCAUCGAAUCGUGGCUCGACACCGUCACGGCGAAGCUGAAGCUCGUUUAAUGCAAUACGACGGCGUCAUGGUGUUUCUUGUAUCAUCUUUUGUUGCCGAUGCAGCGC